Molecule: messenger RNA, 5151 nt
Organism: Myxocyprinus asiaticus (Chinese sucker)
Lineage: Eukaryota; Metazoa; Chordata; Actinopteri; Cypriniformes; Catostomidae
Gene: col17a1b
Product: collagen, type XVII, alpha 1b
Exons: 57
Coding region: 146-4825 (1559 amino acids)
Cellular component (GO): basement membrane
Source: RefSeq, a predicted model, not a curated record
AGGCUUGUCCGUCUAAGCAGAAAGAAAAUAUAAAGAGCACAGCUUGUCAGGUGUCGAUAUUCACGCUGUACAGGUGAAGCUCACAGGUAACUCUCAAGUGGACACAGUUAAUUCUCAGAGUCUCCAGGAUCAGAGUUAAUAUGGAAUGGAUGACCUAAGAGGGCACAGAAACUAUUCAGGAGGAAGUGCAGGAGACAGAGACUUCACUGAAACAACAAUCUCCACAAGACUUACAUCUUUGCCUCCACGAGGCAUCAUUGCUUCUUCCAACAAGGGAAUGUCAAGUAAUGCAGGGCCCACUAGCCUGGAGAAGAACAUUUUAACUCAAAUCAACGACAGUUCUCACAUCUCAUCCUCCUCUGUGGGUGUGAGCGCAGAUGGGUUAGGCUCUGGAUCAAGGGAAUUUCUGGCAAAGGAGUUGUCUGUGAGUGAGGGCAGGAAGGCAGAUGGUGCCUCUGCAGUUUUUGAGAGUUCCUUUGGAAUCGACUCAGGUUCCAGGGUGAGAUCCAGCUCUGAGAGCAUGAGAAGAACACAAGAGUCCUGCAGCUCCCCUUUGUUUCUGGAGAGGAAAAACAUGACCACUCAAUCAAGACGUUAUGAUGGGAGUUCAAGUGACAACUCAUCCCCAGAGAUGACAAGAAAAGACUAUGGUUCAACUAGAGGAAGAAGUCAGAGCAGGGAGACAGAAAUCAGGACCAGACUGCAGAGUGCAUCUCCCUCCACUAGAUGGACAGAGUUGGAUGAUGUGAAGAAGCUGUUGAAGAGAUCACGCUCUGCCAGCAUCAGCCCCACACGAUCUCCCUCUUCUUCCCCCCUGCCUGUACCCCGCAGGGCCACAGUAGAGGCCAAGAUCUCCACCAAGCCAGUCGAGCAAUAUGACACCACUAUUCUUGACACCCAUCUGGGCUCAUACACAUGGAAGAGCUCUACUCUGCCCUCUUCAGUGUCCACUGGUACUGCUUACGGUCUGCACAGCAACACAAACAACAUGUCAACAGGAACUUCUGUUGUCAACAGCACAUCACCAUCCUCCUUAUCAGUCGAGCAAUAUGACACCACUAUUCUUGACACCCAGCUGGGCUCAUCCGCAUGGAAGAGCUCCACUCUGCCCUCUUCAGUGUCCACUGGUACUGCUUACGGUCUGCACAGCAACACAAACAACAUGUCAACAGGAACUUCUGUUGUCAACAGCACAUCACCAUCCUCCUUAUCAGUGUAUGGCUUCCAUAACAAUUUAUCUCCUGUUAGUGGAGUUUUAACUUCCAGUGGAGUUCACACACUCUCAGGAUACGGAGUGAAGAAAAAUUAUUCAUCAAGUCCAAGCAGCACUUUUGCUGUUAGUACAGGCGUAUCCACUUCAGGAACUGGUACAAGGCUCCAUAAUGAGAAUGUAGCAAAGAGAUACCUGAUGCUGGAGAAAGAGAACAUUCCUGUGAAGAGAGAGACUGAAGAACUCAUUCUGACCAAAGACAGUGGCAAACAAUUUACCAACAGCGCCCCCAAUGGGACAGCUGGGUCAUACUCAGAUGCGUCAGUGAAGAAAGAAACUGCAGUAAGCUACUCUGAAAGAGUCCCUGUCAAGUCCACCUCUGGCACACAAUAUGGGUCUACAUCAGUGUCAACAAAAGAUAAAGCUACAUAUGCAGAGAUUAAUAAGGUGAAGGAUGAUGAUGACUGUAAGUGUGGAGGGGGUUUUUGGGGCUGUGGGCCUCAGUGCUGUUCCUGGUGGAAGUGGCUGCUGGGGUUUUUGCUCAGCCUCCUGUUGCUCCUUGGCCUUCUUUUUGGACUCAUUGCUCUAUCUGAAGAGGUCAAGAAACUAAAGGCUCGUGUAGGCACUCUCGAGGGAAUGUCUUCCUCCAUGUCUGCCCACACAAGUCGCCUGUAUGCUUCUGUGGAUGACAUUAACAAAUAUAAUAGUGGUGCAAGUAAACUGGCAUAUGAAAAUUCACUGGGGAAUGAAAAUUUGGGGUCUGCAGUCUAUUCAGAUAAUUCAGCACUACAGAGAAAUGUACAGCAAAUCCUGAGAGCAGAGCUGCAGUCUGAAGCCAUGAAAGCCUUCCUAGCUCCUUCAAUCAAAGGUGAAAGAGGAUUGCCAGGACCUAAAGGUGACGCUGGAUCUCCAGGGCCCAAGGGAGACAAUGGUUUUCCAGGAUUGCAGGGCCCACCAGGAAUGCCAGGACAUCCAGGAAGAGAAGGAUCAAAAGGAGAAAAAGGAAGUGCAGGUGAACAUGGUGCAGAAGGACCACCAGGGUUCAGGGGGAGAGAUGGACCAACUGGGCCCCGUGGAGAGCCAGGGCCCCCAGGAGCUGGAGAGAAGGGUGAAAGGGGUAUCCCUGGUUUUCCUGGUCCUCCUGGUCCGGUUGGUCCACCUGGGCUUAAAGGUGCUAGUGGUUUACAUGGUGAACAAGGCCCUCAGGGCUUCAGAGGUGAAUCUGGCCCCGCUGGACUUAAAGGUGAUAGAGGACUUCCUGGCCCACCUGGAAUUAAAGGUGAUCAUGGUGACAAAGGAGACAAUGGGUUACCAGGUGUUCCUGGGGCUGCUGGUCGACAGGGGCCUGCUGGUGAGAAAGGAGCUAAAGGAUCAGCAGGGCCUCAAGGAGCUGAUGGUGAAAAAGGCCAAAGAGGUGAACCGGGGUCAAUUGGUUUACCAGGAAUUAGAGGACCACCAGGACCACCCGGUGAUGCUGGCCAACCAGGAACUCCAGGGAUUCAGGGACCUCCAGGCAUUCCUGGCAAUCCUGGUUCACCUGGGGCUAAAGGUGAGACUGGUGCACCUGGAAGAGUGAUCAGUGCAGCAGGCUCUAGCUCAGUGGCAAUCCCAGGAGCGCCUGGAAGCCCUGGUCCUCCUGGCCCACCUGGAUCUCCAGGACUCUCAGGUCCUGUUGGCCCUGCUGGACAUCCUGGUCAACCUGGUCCUAAAGGUGAUAAAGGAGAUCAAGGAGAACCGGGUAUUGUAGUGAAAACUAGCGAGACCUUGAGUUCAACGCGAGCAGAAAGACAGGAUGGUUCUGCUAUUGCUGCUGUUCCUGGACCUCCCGGUCCUCCUGGUCCCCCAGGGCCUCCUGGACAUCCAGGAAAUUCUAGACCAGGUCCACCAGGACCACCUGGCGAACCAGGCCCCACGGGGUAUGGCAGACCAGGUCCAAAAGGAGAAAAGGGAGAUCCAGGAAAUUUUGUGCCUAAUUCAGGAACAUUUUUUGCAGGUCCACCUGGGCCGCCAGGACCUGCAGGGCCUAAAGGAUCGACAGGUGCCCAGGGUCCAAGGGGAUAUCAAGGGGAACCAGGUCAGCCUGGCCUUCCAGGGAGUUCUAGUAGAGUUAUCUCUGAAUAUGGUGUGGGUCAAGGUCCGCCUGGCCCCCCAGGGCCUCCUGGACCACCUGGACGAGAGGGCCGUAAAGGGGAUCCUGGAGCACCAGGUUCACCAGGAUUUCAAGGAGACUCAAGAGGGCCAGUUGGGCCUCCAGGGCGACCUGGUCCUCCAGGCCCUCCUGGCAUUCCCGGUACUCCAGGGCAUUCCAGUGGGUCACAUUCUGCUGCGGACUAUCGUCGUUACAUCAUGGAGUAUAUGCAAAGUGACAGCAUGAGGCAGCAGUUGUCUUCCAUGCAGGGGCCACCUGGUCCACCUGGAGCUUCAGUGUCUGUGGAGGAUGUGGCAUCUCGGGUCAUUGCUUACAUUCAGCGCUCUGGAAUCAGUGGUGGCAGGAUAAGUCAAGGUGCUCAAGGCCCACCAGGUCUUCCUGGCCCUCCUGGAAGUCUAACUGUUGACUCCAUCAUUUCCCUUUUACAGAGAGACGAUGUGAGGCGUUAUGUGGUUGGUCCUCCAGGACCACCUGGUACACCUGGCAGUAGUGCUGGUAACUUCAACACACAGGAAGUGGCAAACUAUGUCAUCCGAUUAAUGAAUGACCAGGGGAUGACAGGUAGAACUGGACCACCAGGCCCUCCCGGCCCUCCUGGCCAGCCAGGAUCUUCCUACAGUGACAUAGCCAGUCUAAUUCAGAGGUCAGGGCUUAGUGGAGGCUUAGGACGUCCAGGGCCUCCUGGUCCUCCUGGGAUACAGGGACCCCCUGGUCCCCCAGGGAGCAGUUCCUCUGUGGUCUCAGGUUACAGACUUGAGGACAUCCAGCGCUACCUGCAGAACAGUGGUUUUAGGGGACCCCCUGGCCCACCAGGACCCCAGGGUCCUCCAGGAGACACUAGAGGCCUUGUAUCAUAUACUGGAUCUUUCCAGCGAGACCAGAUUCGUGCUGAGCUGCAGGAAUACUUCAACAGUGACACUAUACGACGUUACGCCCAUGGUUCCCCUGGGCCUCCCGGGCCCCCUGGUCAGAAGGGUGAACGUGGUGACCCUGGACACAGUUAUCAGAAUAUUGGAGGCCAAUCCCAUUAUGGCACUGAGAUUACUGAUCCAGUGGACUAUUCCAAUGUUGCACUAAAAGUGACUGACUACAUUAAGAACCAGGGUCUACUGGAGGAUCUGACAGAGGGGUAUUGGAGAGGACAAGCAGGAAGAAUCCAAGGACCCCCUGGGCCUCCUGGUCCUCCUGGCCCACCCGGGUACAGCCGUGUCAUGGCUGCCUAUGGGAACGUGACUGCAGACCUCAUGGACUUCUUUAGAACACAUGGGACCAUUCGAGGGCCACCUGGCAGGCCCGGACCCAAAGGAGAUAGAGGACACCCAGGACCAAAAGGAGACAAAGGGGAGACAGGAAGUUCAGGAAUACCUGGCCUGCCGGGACAAAGAGGACCUGAGGGACGAAGAGGAGAAAAGGGCGAAAGAGGUGAUAUCCAGACUCAUAGAUCGAGGAGGAGCACUGGUGUGUAAGGGUUUACAGUCGCAGCAGCACACUUUUGUGGACAUACUUACAAAGGCAUGCAGACUUCACAUUUAAAGAAAAUUGACAUAUCUUUAAGAAGAUAAAUACAUAAACUUGCCUCUCUAUAUGAAGUAAUACAGGUCAGAGGCUUGUUUGGUUCCUAUCAUAUCACAGUAAACAGUUUUUAAUCAAACAAAUGCAUGCUAUAUUUAAUCCAAACAUCACAAAUUAUGCUUUAUUAGUGUGGAUUUAAGACAACAGUCUUAGUCUUAAUUUUGUAUCUAACAUCUGAUAUAACAAUAGCACUUGAUAUCUAUUUUUUUUUUUUUUUUUU